Megalops cyprinoides (Indo-Pacific tarpon) is the source of this 8176-nucleotide messenger RNA. RefSeq names its product unconventional myosin-XVIIIa-like. The coding region runs from base 285 to 8090 and encodes 2601 amino acids. Lineage: Eukaryota; Metazoa; Chordata; Actinopteri; Elopiformes; Megalopidae. The transcript is spliced from 46 exons. The record is from RefSeq and is a predicted model, not a curated record. Gene Ontology annotation, cellular component: myosin complex. Gene Ontology annotation, molecular function: ATP binding; cytoskeletal motor activity; protein binding.
CUCUCUCUCAUUCGCCACUGGCCUCUGCUCUAAGCUGACCCCUGCGGCACUCUGUCUGUCCGCUGACCGGGCAGGGCUAACGAAAGCAGACGACCGCCCCGGGAGAAGAGACCAGUCCGCUUUGCCCCCAUCUCCAGAAGCUCACGGUCCUGCUGACCUUCUGGCUGUGACUGCUAGGACAUCCUCUGAGCCAGCUGUCAUCUGAAACCCACUGCACCCCUAAACCUAACCCCUCCACUACCCCCCCCAAACACAGUGCAGCCCAUGACAGCAGAGCGGUCGCCAUGGCGUUCUCAUCACGGUUUUCCUUCUGGGAACAAAAGGUCAAAGACGAGGUCAAGGUCGGAGCCAAGGGUUUGAAAGACAGCUCUGACAGUGAGGGAACCCUGAGUAACCGUACCCAAACGAACGCACUGCGGGCCAAAAGCCCGGAGCCUGGGCGGGGCCCGGGGAGGGUCAAGAGCCCCUCCCCACCCAGAGUGCGAGCAUCUAUCAAGAGCCCAGAGCCCCUUGGGGCCCUGCAGAGCUCCGAGCCUGUGCUGAAUGGGGACAGCAAAACCAACAGCGCCCCCAACGGACCCACCAAGCAUGAUGUGGCUGAUGGCCAGGGCCUCACCUGCAAGAAGGUGGUGAAGGUCGUGCGGAGGGUGGUGAAGAAGGUGGCACCUGGAGAAGAGGGGCCUGUGGCCACGCCCACUGCCCCACCCAGCAAAGCUGCCCCAGAGCCGGCCGAAACGGUGUUCGUACCCAAGACAGCCAAGGUCCCAGUCUUCUCCUUCAAGCAUGAUGCCAUCAAGAGGGAGGAGAAGGAUGACGUCUCAGCCGGCCUCGCUGGCCUGAUGGGGCGUGGCAGGACGUGGGAGCACAGACCACGCCUCCAGAAGGAGGAGGAGAAGCAGAGACCCAUGUCUCCUCCUCCUGCUCCUGCUGUUUCGCCUCCCGCCAAACCAAACCCCCUCUCUCCACCUGCUGGAUUCAUCUCCACCUCCAAACCUACCCCUGUGUCUGUGCCUGCUGGGUCUGCAACCACGCCCAAAGCCUCUGCUCUAUCGCCGCCUGCUGGAUUUAUUCCUGCCCCAAAAACUUCCCCUGUAUCUGUACCUGCUGGAUCUGCAACCACCCCCAAACCUUCCCCUCUAUCUCCACCUCCUGGGCUUAUCCCUGCCCCAAAAACUACCCCUGUAUCUCCUCCUGCUAUAUCUGCAACCACCCCCAAACCCUCUACUCUGUCUCCGCCUGCGGGAUUUAUCCCUGCCUCAAAACCUACGACCGUAUCUGCGCCUACUGGAUCUUCACCUGCCCCUAAACCUUCCCCUCUUUCUCCACCUCCUGGAUUUAUCCCUGCCCCCAAACCUGCCCCUGUAUCUCCUCCUGCUGUGUCCGCAACCACCCCCAAACCCUCUACUCUGUCUCCACCUGCUGGAUCUGCAACCACCCCCAAACCCCCCUCUCUAUACCCUCCUGCUGGAUUUGUCCCCAGCUCAAAACGAAAUCUCCUCUCUCCUCCACCCGGAUUCAUCCCAGCCCCCAAACCCUCCGCUGCCACAAAGCCAGAGCUGGAGCCCAAGGUGGGUGGGCCAGUCCCUUCUCAGGGACAGGUGGAUGAGGACCCCGUGGCUGUUCUGCAGGCGGCCCAUGCGUCUGCUGCCCAACCCAAGGUGAAGACAGAGGAGCAGAUAGCGGCGGAGCAGGCAUGGUACGGCUCGGAGAAAGUGUGGCUGGUCCACAAGGAUGGCUUUUCCCUGGCGACGCUGAUGAAGACAGAGGCAGGCGAUCUACCCGAGGGGAAAGUGAAAAUAAAACUGGAACACGAUGGGACCGUGCUGGAGGUGGACGAGGAUGACGUGGAAAAGGCGAACCCCCCUUCAUUUGACCGCGUGGAGGACCUGGCCUCUCUCCUCUACCUCAAUGAGUCCAGUGUAAUGCACACCCUACGCCAGCGCUACGGAGGCAACCUCAUCCACACCCACGCUGGGCCCAACAUGGUGGUCAUCAACCCCCUCAGCACCCCCUCCAUGUAUUCCGAAAAGGUGAUGCACAUGUUCAAAGGCAGCCGCAGGGAGGACACCGCGCCGCACAUAUACGCGGUGGCGCAGUCGGCCUACCGCAGCCUGCUGACGACGCGCCAGGACCAGGCCAUCGUGCUGCUGGGCAAGAGCGGCAGCGGCAAGAGCACCAACUGCCAGCACCUGGUGCAGUACCUGGUGUCCAUCGCUGGCACUGUGGGGAAGAUCUUCACUGUGGAGAAGUGGCAGGCGGUCUACACCAUCCUGGAGGCCUUCGGGAACAGCCCCACCCCCAUGAACGGCAACGCCAGCCGCUUUUCCCAGAUUGUUUCUCUGGACUUCGAUCAGGCGGGCCAGGUGGCCUCUGCCUCCAUUCAGACGCUGUUGUUGGAGAAGUUGAGGGUGACCAGGUGUCCAGAGGCUGAGUCCACCUUUAACGUCUUCUACUACAUGAUGGCGGGGGCGGACAGCACUCUCAGAACGGAGCUGCAUUUUAACCACUUUGCUGAGAACACUGCCUUUGGGAUUCAGCCUCCAUCCAAGCCUGAGGAGAAGCAGAAGGCCUCCCAGCAGUUCACCAAGCUGCAGGCUGCCCUCAGAGUCUUGGGAGUGUCAGCGGAGGAGCAGAAGGCCCUCUGGCUCAUCCUGGGGGCCAUCUACCACUUAGGGGCAGCGGGGGCCACCAAAGCUGGCCGGAAGCAGUUUGCUCGCCAUGAGUGGGCCCAGAAGGCAGCUUACCUUCUGGGGUGCACUCUGGAGGAGCUCUCCUCCUCCAUCUUCAAACACCAGCCCAAGGGGGGCCUCCAGAGGUCCACCUCCUUCCGGCAGGGUCCAGAUGACGCAGGCACUGGGGACAGCUCAGGACCCAAGGUCACGGCACUGGAGUGCCUGGAGGCCAUGGCGGCAGGGCUGUACUCCGAGCUUUUCACCCUUGUCAUCUCCCUGGUCAACCGGGCUCUGAAGUCCAGUCAGCACUCUCUGUGCUCAGUGCUGAUAGUGGAUACUCCAGGCUUCCAGAACCCACGCCUGGCCAAGUGUGAGCGUGGCGCCACCUUUGAGGAGCUCUGUCACAACUACACUCAGGAACGCCUGCAGGCACUCUGCCAUGAGCGCACCUUCGUACAGGAGCUGGAACGCUACAAGGAGGAGAACAUAGAGCUUGCCUUAGACGACACAGAGUCCAGCACGUCUCCCUCUAUAGCCUCCAUAGACCAGGCCUCAACCCAAGCACUGGUGCGGACUCUCUCUCGUACAGAUGAGGCUCGGGGGCUGCUGUGGCUGAUGGAGGAGGAGGCCCUGCAGCCGGGAGGCUCAGAGGAGACGCUGCUGGAGCGGCUCUUCAGCUACUAUGGCCCGGCCGAGGGUGACAGCAAGGGCCAAACCCUGCUUCUGAAAAGUGAGAAGCCGCAUCACUUCCUGUUGGGGCACAGCCACGGGACAGACUGGGUGGAGUACGACGCGCAGGGUUGGCUGAGCCACGCCAAGCAGAACCCCGCCUCUCUGAAUGCAGCCACUCUGCUGCAGGAUUCCCAGAAGAAGAACAUCAGCAGCUUGUUCACGGGGCGUACGGGCGGGGCCGCGGUGCUGUCGGGCUCCAUCGCAGGGCUGGAGGGUGGGUCCCAGCUCACGCUGCGUCGGGCCACCAGCAUGAGGAAGACCUUCACUACCGGCAUGGCGGCCGUUAAGAAGAGGUCUGUGUGCAUCCAGAUCAAGCUGCAGGUGGAUGCUCUGAUUGACACAGUGCGGAGGUCGAAGGCCCACUUUGUGCACUGCCUGCUGCCCAAGGCAGACGCCCUGAGCGGGGAUGUGAAGCCGCCGGGAGGCCCCUCACCCCGGCCCGGGGAGGGGGACCCCCAUGGGGGCGACUGUGACCCAGGCCUGAUGCAGCUCGACGUACCCCUGCUGCGGGCCCAGCUCCGUGGGUCCAAACUGCUGGAUGCCCUCCGCAUCUACAGGCAGGGAUACCCGGAUCACAUGGUCUUCUCUGAGUUCCGCCGGCGUUUUGAUGUUCUGGCCCCUCACCUGACCAAGAAACAUGGGCGGAACUACAUCGUGACAGAUGAGAAGAGGGCUGUAGAGGAACUUCUGGAAACCCUGGACCUGGAAAAGAGCAACUACCACAUGGGCCUUAGCCGAGUGUUCUUCAGGGCAGGUACGUUGGCCAAGCUGGAGGAACAGAGAGACGAACAGACCAGAUGCAACAUCACCCUCUUCCAGGCCACCUGCAGGGGGUACCUGGCCCGGCAGGCCUUCAAGAAGAGAAAGAUCCAGGACCUGGCCAUCCGCUGCAUUCAGAAGAACAUUAAGAAGAACCGCGGUGUGAAGGACUGGCCCUGGUGGAAGCUCUUCACCACCGUGCGGCCACUCAUCGAGGUCCAGCUCACUGAGGAGCAGAUCCGCGGCAAAGACGAGGAGAUCCAACAGCUGAAGGCUCGUCUGGAAAAGGUGGAGAAGGAGAGGAACGAGCUGAGACUGAACAGCGAUCGGCUGGAGAGCAGGAUCACGGAGCUGUCGUCGGAACUCACAGAUGAGCGGAACACGGGUGAGUCCGCCUCGCAGCUGCUGGAGUCAGAGACCUCGGAGAGACUUCGUCUGGAGAAGGAAAUGAAGGACCUGCAGGUGAAGUAUGACGCGGUGAAGAAGCAGAUGGAGUCAAUGGAGAUGGAGGUGAUGGAAGCACGUCUUAUUCGAGCGUCAGACCUGAAUGGCGAGAUGGACGACGAUGACUCAGGGGGUGAGUGGAGGCUGAAGUACGAGCGUGCCGUCCGGGAGGUCGAAUUCACCAAAAAGAGGCUCCAGCAGGAGUUUGAUGACAAGCUGGAGGUGGAGCAGCAGAGCAAGAGGCAGCUGGAGAGACGGAUAGCGGACUUGCAGGCUGAUAAUGAGGAGGUGCAGCGCUUGGUGCAGCAGAUGAAGAAGAAGUGCCAGAGACUGACUGCCGAGCUGCAGGACACCAAACUGCACCUGGAGGGACAGCAGACGCGCAACCAUGAGCUGGAGAAGAAGCAGAGGAAGUUUGACUCUGAACAGAGCCAGGCCCAGGAGGAGGUGCAGAGAGAGAGGAGCCAGAGGGAGAAGCUGGGCCGAGAGAAAGACAUGCUGACCGGGGAGGUGCUAGGCCUGAGACAACAGCUGGAGGACAAAGACCUGGAGAUUGUCGCACUGAACCUGAAGGUGGAGCAGCUGGAGGCAGAGCUCCAGGACCUGUCUUCUCAGGAGUCCAAGGACGACGCAUCGUUGGCCAAGCUCAAGAAACAGCUGCGCGACCUGGAAGCAAAGGUCAAAGAUCAGGAGGAGGAGCUGGACGAGCAGGCGGGAACCAUACAGAUGCUGGAGCAGGCCAAGUUGCGUCUGGAGAUGGAGACGGAGCGUCUGCGGCAGACACACGCCAAAGAGAUCGAGAGCAAGGAGGAUGAGGUGGAGGAGAUCAGGCAGUCCUGCAGCAAGAAGCUGAAGCAGAUGGAGGUGCAGCUGGAGGAGGAGUAUGAUGACAAACAGAAAGUUCUUCGAGAGAGGAGAGACCUGGAGUCCAAGCUGCUGGCUGCUCAGGAACAGGUUAGCCACCGGGAUGUGGAGACGGAGAAGCGCUUGAGGAAGGACCUGAAGCGCACCAAGGCCCUGCUGGCCGACGCCCAGAUCAUGCUGGACCACUUGAAGAACAAUGCCCCCAGCAAGAGGGAGAUCGCCCAGCUCAAGAACCAGCUGGAAGAGUCGGAGUUCACCUGUGCGGCUGCGGUCAAGGCCCGCAAGUCCAUGGAGGUGGAGAUGGAGGACCUGCACGUGCAGAUGGAAGACAUCUCCAAGGCCAAACAGGCCCUGGAAGAACAGUUGAGUCGAGUGCAGCGUGAGAAGAAUGAUCUGCAGUCCCGUAUGGAGGAAGACCAAGAAGACAUGAACGAACUGAUGAAGAAGCACAAGGCGGCCGUUUCCCAGUCUUCCCAGAACCUGGCGCAGAUAAGUGAGCUCCAGAGCCAACUGGAAGAAGCUCUCAAGGAAAAACAGGAAAUCCAGGAGAAGCUCCAGUCCUUGCAGAGUCAGCUGGAGUUCCAGGAGCAGUCCAUGGUGGAGAAGUCCCUGCUCAGCCGGCAGGAGGCCAAGAUCCGUGAGGUGGAGACCAAGCUGGAGUUUGAGAAAACACAGGUCAAACGUCUGGAGAACCUGGUGGCCCGGUUGAAGGAGAACCUGGAAAAGCUAACAGAGGAGAGGGACCAGAGGGGCGCUGCAGAGAAUCGGGAGAAAGAGCAAAACAAACGCCUCCAGCGGCAGAUUCGGGACAUCAAGGAGGAGAUGGGAGAGCUCGCCAAGAAGGAGGCAGAAGCCAGCCGCAAGAAACACGAGCUGGAAAUGGAUAUUGAGAGCUUAGAAGCAGCCAAUCAGAGCCUCCAGGCGGAUCUCAAACUGGCCUUCAAGAGGAUUGGAGACCUCCAGGCUGCUAUUGAGGAUGAGAUGGAGAGUGAUGACAACGAGGAUCUCAUCAACAGUCUACAAGACAUGGUGGCCAAGUAUCAGAAAAGAAGAAACAAAACCGAGGGGGCCUCGGAGACAGACUCAGAGGUGGACGACCGCGUAGACGGGGUGAAGUCGUGGCUGUCCAAAAGCAAGGGCUCCGCAAAGAACCUCUCUGACGACGGAAGCCUUAAGAGCUCAAGAUACUCCACAAACUUGGACGCCAAAGAGGGCAAAGAGUGGAAAGAGGGUAAGGAAUGGAAGGAAAGUGCUAAAGAGGGGAAGGAGGUACAAUCGAGCAGGCCUGUGUCUGUAAUGAGCUCACUCAGCUACAGGAAGCGUGGCACUCUCAAAGACUCCGUAGGGGGCGUCGGAGAUGAGGGCUCCCUCCUCAGUUCCCUGAAGGAGCAUCGGGACUCCCAGGAUCUCUCCUCCCUCCGCAAGAAGGCCAAGCCCGGCGAGGACCUGGAUGACCGGGGCUCGGUGAUCUCACAGGCGUACUCUGAGGCGGCCAGCUGGGCGAGGCAGGGGCGGGGCAGCUGCUGGGCGGACCUUGACAAGGAUCUGUCCCUCCCCUCACUGGCACCGAGCCGCGCCUCCACGCGCCGGGGCCUGGAUGGUGAGGAUGAUGGCGCGUCCACCCUGAGCUUCGGCCGCUCCAGCGCACUCAGCUUGCGGCGCAGCGUGUCGCAGCUGGAGGACGGGCAGCGGGGCGAUGCCUUUGGGACAGCCACCAGCCCUGCCCUGAGCCGGCGGUCACUGAGCCGCAGCCCCGGCAGCUUGAGCCGCGCCGACUCCCGCCUCUCGCUGUCCCGCAGCUGCCGGCUGAGCGAGCUGGAUGACUCCCUGAGUGUGGCAUUCAGUGAGGGCCGCUCCGCUGCCUACAGCCCGCACUCGACGGGGCGGAGCCUCUCCGUUCCUGCCCGGGCCCGUGCCUCCUGCUCCCCCUCCAUCGCCGGGGAUGACCCUGCUGAUAUCUCCGACGUCAAGCCCGUCAGCCAUCGCAACUACCUGGACCCGGACCUGGAGGCAGCCAUCAAUGAGGUGCUGAGCUUCAAGCCCAUCAAAUUCAAGCGCACCAGCCUGGAGGACUCGGAGCAGGAGGGGGAGGGAGGGGGCGGGGCCGGCAACGAGGAGGACGGCCGAAGGAGUGUGAGGGGCGGAGGCUCCUCCUCCUCACUGCGGCGCUCUGCCUCUAUCGCCGACUUCUCCCGGCCAAUCAGCAGCUGUUCCACCCGCAGUGACCGCAGCCGGAAGGGCAAGAAGAAGAAGAAGAGGAGGAGCCACAGCUCCGAUGACAACUCCUCCCCCGACAGCCGCCGCAAGAAGGGCUCCAAGAAGAAGGCAAAGAAGUCCAAGAAGUCCUCCAAGAAGAAAGAGGCGAAGUCCUCCUCCGACUCUGAGUCCUCUUCCGAGUCGGAGUCAGCAUCGGAGUCCAGCUCAGGGGCGUCCACCAUCUCCUACCGCAGUGGCGGCAGUGUGAAGCGGAGGCCAGGCCAGCAGGCGUCGGGCUCCGAGGGAGAGGAGCCAGUGGCUCCACCUGAGGACCGCCCCCCCAGCAAGAAGGAGGUGAAGAAGCACAAGAAAAAGGUGGACAGCGUAAUGAUGAAGUACCUGUACAGGCCCGACAGCGACUGAGCAGCACACCCAUCCCUCGGUCGAAGACGCUACGCUCUCGACAGAUCUGACGAAGAAGAGGAAGAAGAGGAAAAAGAAGAAGGCGG